This is a messenger RNA of Megalobrama amblycephala (Wuchang bream), 933 nucleotides long. RefSeq names its product antigen WC1.1-like. The transcript has 3 exons. The record is from RefSeq and is a predicted model, not a curated record. Lineage: Eukaryota; Metazoa; Chordata; Actinopteri; Cypriniformes; Xenocyprididae. The coding region runs from base 1 to 933 and encodes 310 amino acids. Gene Ontology annotation, cellular component: membrane.
AUGAGAGUAAGGCUGGUUGGUGGUCACAGUCGCUGUGCUGGUAGAGUGGAGGUUCUUCAUAGAGGUCAGUGGGGAACAGUGUGUGAUUUUGGCUGGGAUUUGGCUGAUGCUGCAGUGGUGUGUAGAGAGCUGGACUGUGGAGAACCUGUAGAUGCUCUGGGAGGUGCUCACUUUGGACAAGGAUCGGGAUCAAUCUGGACAAAUCGCAGUUUAUGUACUGGAACAGAAUCUACACUGAAGAACUGUGGAUCAGUAAAUUGGGGUGUUUAUAAGUGUGAUCAUACAAAAGAUGCAGGAGUCAUCUGCUCAGGUGUCAGGCUUAUUGGAAACUCCAGUUGCUCUGGGAGAAUUGAAGUUCUUCACGAUCAAUCAUGGGUUUCAGUGUGUGCUGCUGCCUUUGACCAGCAGGAUGCAGAGGUUGUGUGUAGAGAGCUGGACUGUGGGGCUCCUGUACAGGUGCUGGGAGAAGAUGCUUUUGGAAAAGGAGACGCUCAGAUGUGGACACAAGAAAUUCAGUGCAGAGGAAAUGAGUCUCAGAUUCACCUCUGUCCAACAUCCUUACACAAAAACAGCUGUUCACAUGAUAAUUACCAGGGGCUGUUCUGUGCUGAUAAAAAGAAUGUGAGGUUGGUUGGUGGUCCCAGUCGCUGUGCUGGUAGAGUGGAGGUUCAUCAUAGAGGUCAGUGGGGAACAGUGUGUCGUGAUGGCUGGGAUUUGGCUGAUGCUGCAGUGGUGUGUAGAGAGCUGGACUGUGGAGAACCUGUAGAUGCUCUGAGUGAUGCUCAUUUUGGACCAGGAUCAGGACCAAUCUGGAUGUUUAUUGUGUUAUGUGCUGGAUCAGAGUCUACACUGAAGAACUGUGGGUUAUUAGGAUGGGGCAUACAUUCGUGUACUCACAAUUAUGAUGCCGGUGUCAUCUGUUCGGGUGAGUAA